AUGGGUGAAAUCGCAAAUACGUUUAUCUGGGAAAUUGGAAGUUUUCAAGAUUAUGUUAAAAAAAUAUCUCAUGGAGAUUCCUUUUCUAGUACAAAAUUUUGUAUGCCACAAAAUUGUCAAAAAAAAGAUGGUAUCAAACCUACUUUAUGGCAAUUACAUUUAUAUCCGAAUGGUGAUUUCGGAGCCGGAAAUUAUAUUUCGGUAUCUCUUGAAGCAAUUAAGACACCAUUUGAAAUUUCAAAUAAUAUAAACGAAAGGGAACAAAGACACAAGAUUGGAAUUGGGAAAAUUGUUGACAAUAAAUCAUUCAUGUCAAAAAAUUUUAUCAAAAAAGUUACAGGGAUCAAACAUAAUUACAAUUUCGAUAACCCACCUGCAACUUGGAGCCUUGACCAAUUAAUUUCAUUGAACGCAAUUUUUCCUGAUGGAAAUAAAUUCAAAUCAAUUGACAUAUUUAUUCAAAUUACAUUUAUUGACUUUGAAGAAAGUUUUGAAAGGAAUGAGAUUUUAUAUGAAAAAUCAGAGAAAGCUUUUGGAGAUGAAGAUUUGACGGAUAUCGAAUUUAAUUUUGAUUGUGAUAAAAUCGUUAAGGCACAUCGUGUGAUUUUAGCUAUGGGAUCCAAAUAUUUUAAAGAAAAAUUUCAAGGAGAGUGGAAAGGCAAGAAAAAAGUAACAAUUGAAGAUACAUCUUGUAUGGCAUUUCGUGCUGUUAUUUAUUUUAUUUAUACAGGAAAAUUGAUGUAUGAGGGAUGUGGAUGUUGUAUUCUUGUUAACAUUCAUAUUGAAACUCGUAAAUUAGCUGAUAUGAUGGGAUUAACGAAGUUAAAGUGCUUAGUUGCAAAGGAAAUGCCUAAAUCUUUAAAUGAAGGUAAUUGGGACAAAUUUUUAUUGAUAGGAUGGAAAACUAACGAUAAAUUUUUAAAAGAUAUCGUAUUGGAAUAUGCCGCAAAGAAUUGGAGAAAGUUCAAGAAAGGUAAAGGGUUAAAACGGUUAGUUUCUGCUGCGAGCGAUGAAAUGGAAGUAAUUGAAGAGUUGGUUUCUAUUGCUAAUAAAAGAAAGCAAAUGGCAAUUUGGUAA
Funneliformis geosporum is the source of this 1077-nucleotide messenger RNA. The record is from the annotation of a GenBank genome assembly. Lineage: Eukaryota; Fungi; Glomeromycota; Glomeromycetes; Glomerales; Glomeraceae.